GUGAGCUGCAAAAUGUCAACAUAUUUCUAAAGUGCGACCUACAGCUAGCAUUGAACUUUUUUUUAUUGGACUAAGAAUCAAAUGAAGUUCUUUUAAAAAUGAAGGGACUUAAGAAUCAACGGACGGUGAAAAGCCUGUUGAUCACUGUGCUGAUGUCUGUGACCAUUGUCCUGAUUGUGAAUCUAGCAGGGACCAAGUAUCUCCAUAUAAAUCCUGGAAAGAAGUUCGGGAUUGUGCUGGAUGCUGGAUCGACAUAUACUUCGAUUUAUCUUUACCACUGGCCUGUGAUCAAAAACAACGGCACUGGGAUCAUCAGUCAGCUGUAUAAGUGUGACGUGGAUGAGGGGAUUUCCAGCUUUGCUAACGACCCAGCAAAGGCUGGCCAGUCACUCAGGCCGUGCUUAGACAAAAUGCUAAAGUAUAUCCCACCAAAGGAAUUCCAGGAAACCAACAUCAGUCUGGGUGCUACAGAUGGCAUGCGUUUACUUGAAUUGCAAAACCAAUCACAGUCCCAGAUGAUUCUUGAUGUAGUUCAGAAAACUAUUCAAUCCUAUCCUUUUCGUUUUCAUGAGGCUUGGAUUCUCACAGGAGCACAGGAGGGAGCCUUUGGGUGGAUCACUGUGAACUAUCUUCUGAGGUCCUUCCUCCAGUAUUCCUGGGAAGGUAUCUGGAUUCACCCAGGACCCAUACAGACCUAUGGAACGCUGGACCUUGGGAGAUUAUCCACUCAACUGACCUUUAUCCCAAAAGGAAACAUCAGGAAUAUGCCAGGAAAGAUGAAUAUCCACCUGUAUGGCUACAAUUACAUCAUCUACACCCACAGCUACCUGUGCUAUGGCCAACAGCAGUCCAUCAGAAAGUACAUUGCCACAUUAUUAAAGGGGAAAGAUUUAAGCACUCGAAUUGAGAAUCCAUGCUAUUUGAAAGGGUAUGAGAGAACGUUGACUUUGGGCUCCAUCUACGAUAGUCCAUGUAUCUCUGCCCGGAGGCCAUCGCCAUAUGACAGGACUCAACGUUUCACUGUGUUUGGAUCAGGAAACCCUGCUAAAUGUAGCCAAGGGCUCAAGGCAAUUUUCAAUUUCACAGCGUGCGGAAGGAGCACCACCUGCUCAUUUGACAGAGUCUAUCAACCUGCAAUUCAUGGGAACUUUUAUGCCUUCUCAGAAUUUUUCCAUGUCUUCCAUUUUUUGAAUUUAACUUCAGACAGCCCAAGUCUGAAUAAGGCCAAGAGGACAAUUGAAGAAUUCUGCACCCGGAACUGGACAGAGGUGAAUGCUGCAUACCCAAAUGAGAAGCAUGACCAACUAAGAGACUACUGUAUUUCAGCAAACUACAUCCAUAUUUUAUUAGUCAACGGAUAUAAGUUUAACUCCAGCACCUGGGAGAAUAUAGUUUUUGAUAAGAAGAUUGGACAGAGAGACAUUGGAUGGACUCUUGGCUACAUGCUGAAUCUCAGCAAUACAAUCUCUUCCAAAACUCCAGAGAAAAUAAGGGCUCAGUCUAAUAGCCUCUGGUCUUCUGCCUGUUUUCUCCUUGUACUGACCACCUCAUUGUCUGUAUUGCUCAACUUGAUUCAUUUUAACCAAAAAGAUGAAUCAAAAACGCAACCACUUGCUCAGAGUGAUUGUGGCUAG
This is a messenger RNA of Rhincodon typus (whale shark), 1634 nucleotides long. Its product is annotated as ectonucleoside triphosphate diphosphohydrolase 8-like. The transcript is spliced from 10 exons. The record is from RefSeq and is a predicted model, not a curated record. Gene Ontology annotation, molecular function: UDP phosphatase activity; GDP phosphatase activity. The coding region runs from base 99 to 1634 and encodes 511 amino acids. Gene Ontology annotation, biological process: nucleoside diphosphate catabolic process. Gene Ontology annotation, cellular component: plasma membrane. NCBI's taxonomy places the organism in Eukaryota, Metazoa, Chordata, Chondrichthyes, Orectolobiformes, Rhincodontidae.